Messenger RNA from Daphnia pulex (common water flea), 281 nucleotides. Its product is annotated as 28S ribosomal protein S18b, mitochondrial-like. NCBI's taxonomy places the organism in Eukaryota, Metazoa, Arthropoda, Branchiopoda, Diplostraca, Daphniidae. Gene Ontology annotation, biological process: mitochondrial translation. The annotation marks the transcript as partial. The transcript has 2 exons. Gene Ontology annotation, molecular function: structural constituent of ribosome. The record is from RefSeq and is a predicted model, not a curated record. Gene Ontology annotation, cellular component: ribosome; mitochondrion.
AGACAAGAAAAAUUAUCAACUGGCAACCCAUGUCCAAUCUGCAGGGAUGAAUACUUGAUUCUUGAUUGCAGAAAUGUUGUACUACUAAGGCAAUUCAUUUCACCAUUUAAUGGAGCCAUCCUGCCAACUGAAAAAACUGGCUUAUGUCAACAUAAACAUAGAGAAUUGGUUGUAGCAAUUAUGAAAGCUAAAGAUUAUGGUUUAAUUAAAUUUGAUGUUCCAAGUCGUGAAUACGAAUAUUCUGAUUACCAAAAGUCAUAAUUGAAGUUUAAUACAGAAGU